UUUGGCUCACGCCAGCUUCUGUCCGAAGCGCCCUGUCGCCCCCCGCGGGCGGCAUUUUUCAGCAUUUUUCCAUGGGCCACGCCUGGUGCGCAGGAUCAGUUUUCGCGCUGCACUUUUCGUCCGCAGGCGCCUUUUCGUGGCCAGGCUUCCCCGAGCCGCCCUCGCCUGCGCUGCGCGGCGUCGCCGCGCCGAGCUCCAAGCUCGAUUGGCACUCUGCUCCCGCGCCGCGCCUGGAGGACGAGCUCGCCGCAGCCGCCGCGCCCGGCGCCGCGCCCGGCGGGGUGGUCUUUGCCGGGCUCGCCGCAACUUCUGCCGUGCUGGGCCGGCUGGCGGCCCGGCGAGCGGCGAGGAGGGCCAAGGGGGCCUGGGCGCCCCAGGGCCGCCGCGCCGCAGCGCGCGCCGCGCUGCCCCUGCGGGGCCCCACCGCGCUGCGCGCCACCGAGCCCGAGGCGGAGCCCGAGGCGGAGGGCUCCGAGGAGGCGCCAGCGAAGGGCGCCAAGGAGCAGGUGGUCACGCCGUGGGACGUCGAGGCGGGAGAGGAUGGGGUGGACUACGACAAGCUCAUCGAGCAGUUCGGAUGCCAGCCCAUCACGCAGGAGCAGAUCGAGAGGAUCGAGCGCCUCACCGGCAAGAGGGCCCACAGGUUCCUGCGGAGAGGCCUCUUCUUCUCGCACCGCGACCUCAACGAGGGGGGGGUCGCAGGGCUUGAGGGGACGAGCUGCAGAUCUUAUCUCCUCGCCCUCGCCUCGCCUCGCCGCGCGGCCGCGCGCUCUCUCGCGCCUCUUCGCCCUGUUGCUCAAUGUCCUUUGGGGAAUUGCGAGUGUGUGUUGCUGUCUGGGGCAGUGCACCGUGCACCUGUGGGCGAGGCGGCGGAGCAGUCCAUGGCGCUGUACGCACAUAGGCACAGACGCUGACUCGAGGUUCUGUUUGAUGCGUCCUCCCCAUCUCCGUCUAUGUGUGUUUUUUUGGUGUGUGUUGUUGUUUGGUGUUGCUUUUUGUUUGUUUCUUAUCUCUCGCUAUCUAUCUCUCUGUCUUACUCUCUCUCUCCCUCUCUCUCCUCGUGUGCAGGCCUGUCUUUUCAACGCUCGCCAGCCCCGCGGUUGGAUCACUCCAGGCAUAGAGCUCUCAAGUGGCUAUUCGUGCCCGUGGGCGGCGCAGCGAUGCCUGUCUGACCCCUUUGCCGUGGUGGGCAAGAGGGCAACCGCAGAUACCAGAAGCGAGACGGCAGGAGGGCUUCUUGUCGUGGCAUCGAUGGCGCCCCUCGCUUCGAUGGGAAAGACUUAUCUCGUGAGCCCCAGACGGUGGUCACUGCACUGUCGAGAC
Messenger RNA from Prorocentrum cordatum, 1323 nucleotides. The record is from the annotation of a GenBank genome assembly. Lineage: Eukaryota; Dinophyceae; Prorocentrales; Prorocentraceae.